Messenger RNA from Myotis daubentonii (Daubenton's bat), 1987 nucleotides. It is a transcript of the gene RBBP9, whose product is annotated as RB binding protein 9, serine hydrolase. Gene Ontology annotation, molecular function: hydrolase activity. The record is from RefSeq and is a predicted model, not a curated record. NCBI's taxonomy places the organism in Eukaryota, Metazoa, Chordata, Mammalia, Chiroptera, Vespertilionidae.
UGAACUACCCUAUUGGCACCCUAGAACUACAAUCCCCAGAAUGCCGCAGUGCAGGCUCACUUAAGGGCUCUAGGCACUGCAGGAUCGGCAGCCGGGGUACUCUGGCUCACCUGCGUUCAUGGCUUCUCCUUGCAAGGCGGUAAUUGUUCCCGGGAACGGAGGCGUGGAUAUUGCGGCCCACGGAUGGUACUGCUGGGUGAAGAAGAGGCUGCAUCAGAUACCUGGUUUCCAGUGUUUGGCUAAAAACAUGCCUGACCCAAUUACAGCUCGAGAGAGCAUCUGGCUGCCCUUCAUGGAGACAGAGCUGCAUUGUGAUGACAGGACCAUCAUCAUAGGCCACAGUUCCGGGGCCAUCGCGGCCAUGAGGUAUGCAGAAACACAUCGAGUGUAUGCGAUUGUAUUAGUGUCUGCAUACACAUCAGACUUAGGGGAUGAAAACGAGCGUGCAAGUGGCUACUUCAACCGCCCCUGGCAGUGGGAGAAGAUCAAAGCCAACUGCCCUCACAUUGUGCAGUUUGGCUCCACUGAUGAUCCUUUCCUACCCUGGAAGGAACAACAAGAAGUGGCAGAUAGUUUGGAAGCCAAAUUUUACAAAUUCACUGACCGUGGCCACUUUCAGAAGACGGAGUUUCCCGAACUGAUUGAUGUGGUAAAGUCUAUGCUGAAAGUAUCAGCACAAAAAGAAUGAUUUCUGCUAUUCUGCAUACCAAUAUAGUAGAGCAAUGAUCAGAUUAUAAUCAUCAUUUAUAAAUCAUCAAAAAUGCCUAAAAAACAAACACAAGUGUCAAUGUUCAAACUAAGUUACAAGUAGCAUUUCCAUUUUCCAUAGAAUCUAUAUCUUUCCAAAUUGCUAUGAAUUAAAGCAGUAUUUUCCUUAUGAUAAGGGACCGUAAGGACAUGUUAACCAUCCAAAGUGAGGCAGACACAAAUGGAACCCAGGUUUCCUGAUUUCCAGCCCAGAUUAAAACUAAAUAAAUUUGAUGUAUAAGAGUUGUACCCCUCCUCUUUAAAGUAAAAUUUGUUUUGUUGGAGAAAGAAAACAUGACUAAAGGUCUAGAGUUCUGGCUUAGAGCCUAAAACACUAGCUGCUGUUUUGAGCUGGCCCAAGAUAUUAAACCCAGACUAGGGCCUUCACCUUUGACACCUUGACCCCCAACCCCCGGUCCUUCAAACAGGUUGAGAGACAAUGAAAUAUAAGGAUGCUAAGAGGCAGGGAUCUGCAAGGGUUAGGCAGGGAGUAUGAGAAGUCAACUUUAUUUGUCUAAGACCACAGUUGGGAGGAUAAGGGCUAUGUGGAGAACUCAUGUCAUGUGGGAAUGUGGCAAGGUGUGGCCAAAUUUCGGAUUUUUUUAGGAAAAAACUUUAUACAAUGGUUUUUAUAUUUAGGGAAUAUAUAUGUGCAUAUAUAUAUAUAUAUAUAUAUAUAUAUAUAUAUUCCAUAUGUACAUGAAUUACGUGUACAUACGGAUUAGUUGGCAAGUACAGUGUAAAUAAAAAAUUUACAAACACUGCAACACACACAAAAGUCCAAGCCAUUCAUUUGUGGCCUCUGCCAUAAUUAUUAACUUAGCCAGGUGCCUUAAAAGAUUCCCUAUAAAGCCUGAGAAAUGAACAUAAUGUCAAAAGAUAAAAUCAUGGAAACAAUUUGGAUUUUGUUACAGUCUUAAUUAUUUUUUAAAAUAAUCCUUCUGUUCCUCAAAUUUUUAUUCUGUAGAGUUCUUUUUAACUCCCAUGGUUCUUUAGAUCUCUUUCAUUUCCCAUUUUUCUUCUGAUCAUGAUAUAUAUUUAAAAAAACCUUUUCAUUUCUCAACAAUUUUUGCCUAUUACGAUCCCUAAAUAUUGCCUCAAACAACCAUCAGCGCAUUAUUAUAGGAAGUUCAACUGGACAGCACUGGAGUCUAGGGCAUUGUAUUUUAUAUUCUUCCCUGACCCACCAUCUAAUAUGACUCAACUUGAAAUUACUUAACUAGUUUGCUUAGUUGGUUAU